GAUCUCAGUGCUGUGAACGUCAGGAAGAAGGAGGCCGUAUGUCCACAGUCAACAUGAACCAUAAAUAUGUGAUGGUCCUGGUGGUUCUUCUUUUCCUUGUCGUUGCACGUGAGCUGAAAGAAGCAGCAAUGUUUCCCUGGAGCUGCUCCAGCUACGGAGGGGUGUGCCGCUCAUCCUGCCUGCCCACAGAACUGCCAUUUAUCCCCUUCGGCUGUGCCAAGGAUUUUGUAUGCUGUGUCUCUUAUAUUUAAUGAAGACUGAAUGACCAACGCCCCCAAUAACUGUGUCAGCGUGAUCUCAUGAUGUGACUCCGGUUUGGUCCUCAUGACGACGACUGUUGUCUCCCAACACCGGCUCUUCUGCUGGUCCUCCAAUAAUUUUGGUGUUUCAUGUUUAUGUUCUGCUUUCGGCCAUUUUAAACUUUUAGCUAAGCAGUUAGGCAAUUUCAGUCUAUGCAGAGAAAACAGCUUUAUUGAACUGUUGUACAAUAAAAUGUGGGGAAAAUACAUACGCAUACAAAAAAUGUACGAAAAUCCAAAUACAUCACUGCGUGACUUUCAAAAAGUAACGAAGCUUCUAAAUCUGCCUUCAUACCGUGUCAAAAUAUUAUAUGGACUACAAUAAUAAACAUGCUUUGAACAC
Brienomyrus brachyistius is the source of this 642-nucleotide messenger RNA. It is a transcript of the gene defbl1, whose product is annotated as defensin, beta-like 1. NCBI's taxonomy places the organism in Eukaryota, Metazoa, Chordata, Actinopteri, Osteoglossiformes, Mormyridae. The coding region runs from base 39 to 251 and encodes 70 amino acids. The transcript is spliced from 3 exons. The record is from RefSeq and is a predicted model, not a curated record.